GUUGUGUUUUUAGUUUUUGCUCAAUACAGUAACUUCUUUCCACAACCAGUUUAAUGGUAAUUUUCCGCUUUUACCCAGGUUAGCCGGUUGGCUUCAAAUCUUUUUCUGCCUUUGUUCCUGGGUAUCCUUUCAGAUAACAUCCAUUCUUUUCAUAAUAUCCAACCACAUUCCUAAGUAACAGAAAAGCAAUUAUUGGCUCCACACCAAGUCUUUUUCUUACCUUUAUUUAUCUUCUUCUCUCAUUCCAUGGCACUGCAGACAUCCACCCUGGUCAGUCUCAUCUGUGUUCUUUUCCAGAUAUGCUUGAUCUUUUGCCUUUAACAACCACAUCUUACUACUUAGGAGCUCACUACUUACUCCUCACUUGGCUCAUUUCCUUGAUCUUUGUAACAUUUGAGUGUAUUCACUUCCAAACUAGUGUUCAUUUCAGCAUCUUCUCUUUUAAUUCUGUUUCACUUUUUGCUAUCAAUAUGAGAUCACCUGCAUACAGCAAGAAAUUCCAAGGCAGUGGAGACUCGUCAUUGGAGAAGGACUUUUCUGGAGCAGUCAUGGGGCCCACUGUGAGCACUCCAAAUAGCCAGCACUCAUCUCCAAGUCGAUCUCUAAGUGGUUUUGCUCCAAAUCUUUAAAUUUGGACACCCAGAUGUCCUCCUCCUCUAGAUCCGCCAGUUCAAUCUCAAUAUUCACUUGACUAAUCGGAUGUGUCUGCGUCAAGUGGCUUCAAGAUGAAGGAAAAUGUAGAUUUUUCUUUCCUGAAUUCCAAAAAUCGUAAGCAAAUUCCAUCAAGGUGGAAAUGUACAGUGAUGAAGAGCCAGGAAGACUUUUGCCUCAAGAUGAACGAAGUCAAGAGAGGGAAGAUGGUGGAAUGAUGGAUGAAGGAGGGCCUGAACAGGGAGGCUACUGUGACCAGUCAAACUCAGAACCUAUUUCCCCAGGAGCUAUUCGUCUCCCCAACGGCAAGCUCAAGUGUGACAUUUGUGGAAUGGUCUGCAUUGGCCCUAACGUUCUGAUGGUGCACAAACGUAGCCACACAGGAGAAAGACCCUUCCAGUGUAACCAGUGUGGCGCUUCAUUCACACAGAAGGGAAACCUCCUCCGACACAUCAAGUUGCACUCUGGAGAAAAGCCUUUCAAGUGCCCCUUUUGCAGCUAUGCCUGCCGUCGACGUGAUGCACUGACAGGACAUCUAAGAACACACUCUGUGUCAUCUCCAACAGUUGGGAAGCCCUACAAAUGCAGUUAUUGUGGUCGUAGCUACAAGCAGCAAAGCACACUGGAAGAGCACAGGGAACGUUGUCAUAGCUAUUUGCAGAGCUUAGACCCACAGCAGCCACCUCCUACUGGGCAGCCCCAGGAAGACAUGAGAGAUCUUGAGUUGAUGCCUGAUGCAAUGCUUCACUCAUCCACUGAAAGGAUGUCCUUCAUUGAUCGCCUCGCCAAUAGCAUCACCAAAAGAAAAAGGUCUACUCCACAGAAGUUUGUGGGAGAGAAGCACAUGAGACUUAACAUGUCUGAAAUCCCUUUUGAGAUGAACUGCAGCUUUGAGAAAGAUGAACUGAUAGGCUCCCAGCACAGUGGAGUCGGAGAUGCUGCUGGUUUUGGUGGAAGUGGAGCAUACCUGGGAGGAGGGUGUCCUGAGCCUCUUAGACCUCUGCGGUUGCCCCCACCUCAUUCCACUUGUCUCUCAGACAUGACUCCGGUUAUUAGCUCAGUAUACACUCAAUUGGCACCACUUCGAGCACGCCUGGAAUGUCCUGGAGGAAUGCCUAGCAACAGAGAGGCAGGUGAAGGUCAUGAAGACCUACAGCAAGGCCGUAGUCUCGCAGCCUCACCCAGUAAUGGGUGCCAUGACUCCACAGAUACAGAGAGUGUUACUGAAGACCAUAACCACCAGCAACAUCAGCAUCAACGUAGCAGCACAAAACAAGAACGGCAGAGCCCAGGCCACGCCAAAGAGGACUGCCCUAACCCUGGACCCCCUUCUCUGCCAGCUAGCACACAACCAGUGCUGGUGUCAACGGGAACCCCCACCAAAGCCACUGCCAGCAGCCCAGCCAAAGAGACUGUCCGUGUGGUUGAUGGCGAGGGCCAAACGGUGCGCACAUACAAGUGUGAACACUGCCGCAUCUUGUUUCUCGACCAUGUUAUGUUCACCAUCCACAUGGGCUGCCAUGGAUUCAGAGACCCUUUUGAGUGCAACAUCUGUGGUUAUCAUAGUCAGGACCGGUAUGAGUUCUCGUCACAUAUUGUGCGGGGUGAGCACAAGGUUGGCUGAAUCAGUGUGGAUGGGGCUGAUGGGGUGGGUUUCUGCCUCUAAAUUAAGUACUGCACUUAACAUGUCUAUUUUUAGUACUCUUGUUGCACUGACUUCUGCAUAUUAGAAAUAGAGGUGUGCAGAAAAUGAAACAAAUUUACUGUCAGUUUUUUUUUCUUUUCAUCCCCUCUUCAGUGGAUCUUUUAAUGCAACUCAUACUAAACAUGGUCAUUAUACUUAAAUUUGCACUGUUGUUCCCAGAUUUAUGUAAAAAAAUGAUAACAGAUCUGAAUCUGAUGUUUACAUUCAUGCAUUGAGGACCUGUGAAUUGCAGGAAUCAGCUAAGGAUAGCUUUCCCGCUUGCAUUGAUUGGGUUUUAAAAUAUUUCCAAUGGGAAAAGUUCUGAACAACUUGUGUUUGUGAACAGUAACACUUAAGCCAUUUAUUUAUUUUGUUUUUCCUGCACAUCUCUAUUGAAAAGAAGCAAACUUGUUUUAAGCUAAUGCUGUUCUCUAUCCAAAAGUGCUGUAUAUAAUUAACAUGUAUCUGUUCGUAGAGCUCCACCUGCUGGACAGGAUUCAUCAUUUCCGGACAAGUACAAACGUAUUGCCCCAUCUGAGAAGCGAGUUUGUUUUAAAAGUUUGCCGUGUUUAAUUACUUAAUUUAAAAUAUUUUAAAACGGUUCUUAAAAUCUGUAAGGGUGCAAAUCAGAGGUUUAUUUUUCAAGUUUGUGAUUUCUGCUUUUAAUUCCGCUUCUUGCGCCAUAGCUGGGGCACAUUCUCACUUGCCUACACUCACACCUAACUGUUUUUUAGGUUUUCAAGAUACAGUACUGGUUACACUUUUCAUUUUAGCACAAAACACCUUGACUUACAUAUAACAAAACCAAAAAAAGUAGGGAAGUGGUCCAAGAAAAGGCAAACGGGAAGAAAAGAUGACUUGUGGUCUCUUGUGAACAUUCUUUUUCUAUGAAGUAGUUUUACUAAAGGGGGAAAAAGGCCUUUGCUGCAACUGGCUAUUUUCUAGCUGCUGUUAAUUGUAAUUCUGAUUAUAAAUGUGUUCUAUUUUGCUUUUUUUUUUUUUACACAUUCAGAUUGUUAAAGUUGGAGAACGGGCAGACUUUACAGGGAUACUGCUAUCCUACUAAGAGAGCAGUGCACACAUUUUUCCUUAUUUUUUGGAGGGAGGCAGAGACCCUCCACUGUAGGAUGUCUGCUUGUUCAGAAGGAGCUUUAAUUCUCUGUCUACAGAGUGUUGCUCUGGGGUUUGUCUUAAUGUUUCAGGAAUGUUGCUGCAUUUUAUCAAGCCCUCAAAUUCUAAGCUUUAAAUGGCACUGUAUUUAAUUUAACUUAUAUUGUGCUGGAUUUUGAUUUAAAAAAAACAAAUGAAGAAAUAACAGCUCCCUGCCCUGAUCUGCCUCCUCCGACUGAGGACAAAAGAAGGCUCUGAUGCUCUUCUAGGACAGAGGUACUCUGUUGAGUUGAUCAAAUCAAGCAAAGUGCUGAACUUGGGGGCUUUUAUUGGGGGUGGGAUUAUGUUUUAUAUAUUUAUUAAAAAAGUGAAUUAACUAUUUCGUUUAAAAAAAAUAAAAUACCAUAUUUUUAAUAAAGAUGAACUAAGCACUUUUCCAUUAUCUUGUAAGACUGGUGGCCAUGUUGGGUAGUUCUGAAAUAUUAUCAUACCACAGAAAGCAGAGGGGAAGGGAGUUAUGGUACUAAAUCCAACCCUGUAGUAGCUGUAGGAAAUUAAAAAAAUAAAUAACACUUAAAUGUACUAAAUAAGCAUAAUGCAUGCCAAGGGGAUAAGAGUGUCUUGAGCUGAAGUGUUUCCAGCAGCCAUUUGGCCUCAUUCUGUCUUCAGUGAUGAGUGAUGACUCUCGUGGUACUUUACACUUGUUUAAUAACAGAGAACUUCUUAAUAUUUGUUCAAUAGAAUCAUUUAUUAAAGUUCAGAUCCUCUCAGUUCAAAGAGAAAAAAUACAGAAGUGAUGGCAGCUGCAGAUACUGUUAGAGCGAAGCUCCUUAGCCCAUAGUGAACAGAAGAGAAGGAAAAAAAUUGCUGCCAAGUGCCAAUGUUACAUAAAAUGGUAAUAUUUUCACAAAGUGAAAGAAAAGCACUUUUGCAUUUGAAAGUGCAGAAUGAAAGUAAAAGCCAAGGUUUGAGCGAAGAGAGUAAUUCUUGCACUCUAAUCAUAUGUUGACUAAACUUGGUGUGGCCGGCAGCCUAUCGAUCUGCUGUGUUGAAUGGUUGGCAUGUCUUUCUGUAGGAAGUCAUUAAGUUGCAGGUUUCAGAGCUGGAGCGAGUUACAUUUCUUUGGGCACUGUUGACGUGACUUCAUAGCAGAACCUCAUGUACACACAGACAGAUGACUGCUGCUACACCGUCAUGUCAUCAGUUCAGUGCCGGGAGCUUUAGGUUGGCUUAUUAUUGGCUGCCUAGCGUGGUACCUCCAUGGUGUCGUCUGACUUACGCUGUCCUACUUGCUGCUUUACGUCAUACACUGAGGUCCUAUGAAUGACUCAGUCAUGGGUGCUUUACAAAGAGGCAGAAGUUCCAACUUUGUUUAUAGAAGCUAAACCUAAACCUCCUGUGCUGUUUUAUACACUCUUGCCACUUUGUCCCAUUAUUGGGUUAAAAUAUUUUCAAUACAUGUCAUAAUUCACCUUGUUGUUUGUUUUUUAUCUUUCUAAUUGAAAUAUGCAUUUUUCAGACAUCUGACCUGGGUUGCUUUUAGCAUUGUUCAUUUUUGCGAGAUUAAAAAAAAAACAUUUAUAUGAUUGAGUGUAAAAGUACUGAAAGAAUGCAAGGAGGUGAAUUUAAAUGGACUCUGAAACAUACACAUGGACCUCAGUUAUUUAAAUAGCUCCAGUUUGUUCAGACCAUUGGCCAGGUUUGGGUGACACUUGGGACAGCAUGGCUGCCACUUAGUGACCUCACUUGAAAAUGUUUCUUUUUCCUGCUGAUGACACUGUGUGAAGAAAGCUUUCAUUUAUAGUUGUAAAGGUCUGCAUAUAUUAGGGGGCUUUAAGAUAGUAGUAUUGGUCUGACUGCUCAGGAGCCAGUUUCAGUGUCUGUUUCAUUGGCCUGAUUGUUGAGUAGCCAGCUUUCAUGGUCAUUGAUCGAGCUGUCACUUCAAUGUUGGUUAGUAAUAAUGCCAGAAAUGUGGGGAAUGGGCUUUGAUUAUAAGGUCCCUACCACCCUCAACUCAAGUGUAGUUUUUUCUGAAGAAGCAGUCCAAGUUUUCAGAGGAAAUUUUGAUGGACACGCAAGAAAACAUAUUGGUCUGAGGAGAUGAACUCAUCUUUCCACUUUUCUAUAUUUAGCAUUUUGGGGAGGUCACAUCCCCGCGUGCAGGCUGCUAUUAAAACACCCCAGGGAGAUGAUGGGAGUCUACCAGUUGCAGACCAUUGCAGCUUAGCAGGGUCGAGUGGUUCAUCUGUUAUAAAAGAUCUGGAAUGAAAAACAGUUGCCUCUACAGCCUUUCAACCAAAACCCAACCUUUCAAGGGUUUUUUGGGAUGUCAAGGUUCUUGGAUGGUAUUUCUAGGACCUUUUCACACUCUUUGGGGAGAAUUGUGGGGUUUUUUUUUUGGGGGGGGGGAGUGGGGAGUGAAGUCCCCGGCAUUUGUUCCACAGGUAUUUAGAGACCUGGCCUAAAACAGAAGUAUAUUUGUUACGUUACUUAAUGAAGAAUUGAAGUUUGUAAUGUUUUUCUAACAUCUUAUACUGAAUGGGGCUCAGCUCCCAAACGGGGGGUCCCUGACGACGUUUAAACCUUUUCUAUUCCAGUCUUAGCACAUCCUUGUACAGAAACUGUUUUUAUUUUUUCUUUUGUUACUAAUGUAUACAAUUCCAAAGUGCAAUAUGCCUUUUCCCUUCCCUGCACUCUUGAUUUUAACCUUUGUCUGAAAAUGUUUCAAUUUGUACACUUUGUUCUGGAUUGCUAGUGUCUUUGCGUUUUACUUAUUUUUCCUGUGAACGGUAUGAAUCGCUUUAAAAAAAAAAUUCUACUGCAGAGCCUUUGUUUCUGUAUAAUAAUGUAAUUAGAUAUAUUUGUGUAAUGGAGAUAACUACUGUAAGUUUUGUACUGUAUUGGCGGAAGGUCUAUUAUAAAUAAAAACAAUGAAAUUUAGCAGACUUGUAAUGCGUUUUACAAAUACAAGAACUACAAAAUACAAUAAGUGGUCCCUUA
Molecule: messenger RNA, 6445 nt
Organism: Polypterus senegalus (gray bichir)
Lineage: Eukaryota; Metazoa; Chordata; Cladistia; Polypteriformes; Polypteridae
Gene: ikzf4
Product: IKAROS family zinc finger 4
Exons: 8
Coding region: 794-2275 (493 amino acids)
Biological process (GO): regulation of transcription by RNA polymerase II
Molecular function (GO): RNA polymerase II cis-regulatory region sequence-specific DNA binding; DNA-binding transcription factor activity
Source: RefSeq, a predicted model, not a curated record